CCUGCGCGGAGACGGGAAUUGGCAGAGUUGUGUUCUGCGCGUGCGUCGCUUUCAAGGUGUCGGCUGCCGGGCUCGGUUCUUCUGUUUCUCUUUUUCUUCGAGCUGAUUUCCAGGGCUCCGGCUUCGACCAUGUCUUACGGGCCGUUGGAGACUUACAGGCCCGGGGGCCUUCCGCCCCGGGACUUCAGCGCCAUUAUCCAGACCUGCAGCACCAAUGUCCAGCGCCUGGCACAGAGCACAUCUCAGAUAAAGAACUUGAUGAACCAGCUGGGAACCAAACAGGACUCUAGCAAACUGCAGGAAAACUUGCAACAGUUGCAGAACACAGCAAACCAACUCGCCAAAGAGACAAAUGAAUACCUGAAGGAAUUGGGUUCCCUGCCACUUCCUUUAUCUACAUCGGAACAGCGCCAGCAGAAGCUUCAAAAGGAACGCUUAAUGAAUGACUUUUCUGCGGCCUUAAAUAACUUCCAAGCAGUUCAGAGAAGAGUGUCAGAGAAAGAGAAGGAAACCGUAGCCCGGGCAAGAGCUGGUUCCCGACUCAGUGCAGAUGAGAGGCGCAGGGAAGAACAGUUGAUGUCAUUUGACAGCAAUGAAGAAUGGAACCAGAUGCAGUCUCAAGAAGAAGAUGUGGCAAUAACAGAACAAGACCUUGAACUAAUUAAAGAGAGAGAAACUGCCAUUAGGAAAAUAGAGGCAGAUAUCCUGGAUGUGAAUCAGAUAUUUAAAGAUUUGGCUAUGAUGAUCCAUGAUCAAGGAGACAUAAUUGAUAGCAUAGAAGCAAAUGUAGAAAAUGCAGAAGUCCACGUGGAAAAUGCCAAUGAUCAGUUACAGAGAGCUGCUUAUUAUCAGAAAAAAUCUCGUAAGAAGAUCUGCAUCCUGAUUACUGGUCUGACUGUGGUUGUUGUAAUCUUGGGAUUACUGAUCUGGUACACAGCACAUUGAAAUGUUUUACAUGAAAUUGAAUUUGUUAUUGUUGCUUUUUCCCCACCAGAGAAAAAUGGAUAGAUGGGCCUGUGGAAUGAGUUGAUUAUGAGAUGGAACAAAAAUCUGUUUUUCUCUAGUAGUUGUACUAUAUAGAAGCUAACAUGAAGAUAGGUAGUUUGUGGUCUUAGUAAACCACGAAGGCAGUAUUUAUCAGUUAAUGUAAGGUUUUUUUAAUGUAACUGAACUUAUCUUGUGAGGUAUUUUUUUGUUUAAUAUAUUGCCAUUUUGAAUGUAAAAGCGUUAACAAGUGUGAUAAUCUAUAUGAUUUUAUGGCAUAUGCACUACAGAUGUAACAUUUUUAAUAUGUACUUCCUUUUUACAAAUGAAUUGCAUAGGAAUAACUACCAUGAAGGGCAAAAUCCAACCAACUCUCUCGUACAAAUCUCUUGUGAUCCAAAGUGCUACUGAGGUCUGUGCUCAUACGCAGUGGGCAUCUAUUUUUCUUUUAAAACUGUUCCUGGGCUACACCAUAAUAUUAGUGUAGGGAAUAUGUGAUAUUCCAUGUUAUGCUGCAGUUUCAGUUCCAGCAAGAACAUCCAAUGUCAGUUGUUUAUGAGAAUUGCAAUUCAAAAAUUUCUCAAGGAGCUCAUGUUUCCCAUCCUUCAUGCACUGCUUCUGAAGCUUUAGAUGCUGUUUUAUAAGGCAGCACAGUGGGCUCAGAGACCACUCAUGGCAUACAGAAGUAAAUGUUUUCUAUAUUGCAGGAUUUUUAAAAACUUGUCAAAAGAACUUAAGCACCUCCAUUUAAAAAUGGCAUACAUAGUGAAAAAUGUUGGGGUCAUCUGGGUUUGAAAUCAAAAAUGUUCUUAGUAAUAACUAGUUUAACUAGCAAAUAGUUUAGUGUUUUCUAAAAGGCCUUCUCCUGAUUACAUUUCUGUGGUGACAGUAAAUCAUUUAAUAGUGUCCAAACUUAUUGCCCAGUGAGAUUGUAACUGUUGAUGGGCUUCUUCUCAGCGGUGGACCGGUAGCACAUGUAUUGAACACUACCAUUUAUGAAUUUGCACAGGGUUUCAAAUAGGUGAUAACUAAGGUAGCAUGGAAAAGUCAGCCAUUUCAUUGAAAAUGAAGACACAUGCAUACACUUAUGUCCUUCUGACAGAAAAUUUCUGAUCUUUCUAGUAGUUGUCUGAAAAUUAUCACUUUUCUCCCUAUUGUUUGCAAGAAAUGGCUUUCAAAUACAGUAGAAAACCAUGAGAAUGGGCUUGUACUCACUCCAUUUCUUCAUUUCUCACAUGAAAGGAGAAAAUGGCAUAUUUUAGUACAGAAACUAUAAUCAAUUUCUUGAUUGUUUCCCCUAUUUUGAUAAAACUGAAAUCUCCAUUCCUUAACAAUAAAAGGAAGGUUUAAGUUUCCUUCUUUGUGUAUGACGGGUUCAGUGAAGCGAGCAUAUAAACCCAUGCACUUUCUAAGAUGGAAACCUGGUUUCCUAAUGUAACCUACUUUGAGACUUUGAUUGUUCAGAUUUGAUAUUAAAAUAACUGGGAAAGCUCUUAGCAUGAUGCCACUCCUCAGACAUAACUUCUUGAAAAGGUUCUAAUUGAAAGUUCUGUAUAAAGAAAAAUAGCUACAUCUUUUCAUUGACAUGCAUCUUUUUUUUUUAGAAAAAAUUAUGAAUUUAAAAAUAUUAAACUGUGAAAGUUGGUGUUGGAGAGGAAUGAUGCCCUCAGUUGCACAUCUUUCUUUGCACUAUUUCUGUCAUUCCAUCUUCUUAACUACAAUAAACGUUUAAAAAAGUA
Messenger RNA from Anolis carolinensis (green anole), 2723 nucleotides. RefSeq names its product syntaxin 12 (gene stx12). Gene Ontology annotation, biological process: intracellular protein transport; vesicle-mediated transport; vesicle fusion. Gene Ontology annotation, molecular function: SNARE binding; SNAP receptor activity. The transcript is spliced from 9 exons. NCBI's taxonomy places the organism in Eukaryota, Metazoa, Chordata, Lepidosauria, Squamata, Anolidae. The record is from RefSeq and is a predicted model, not a curated record. Bases 130 to 945 code for a protein of 271 amino acids. Gene Ontology annotation, cellular component: synaptic vesicle membrane; synaptic vesicle; postsynaptic recycling endosome.